This is a messenger RNA of Branchiostoma floridae (Florida lancelet), 543 nucleotides long. RefSeq lists its product as uncharacterized. The coding region runs from base 136 to 519 and encodes 127 amino acids. The transcript has 4 exons. The record is from RefSeq and is a predicted model, not a curated record. Lineage: Eukaryota; Metazoa; Chordata; Leptocardii; Amphioxiformes; Branchiostomatidae.
GAUAAACUUUGUCAUUGUUCAAACAACGAAGCUGGUGGAAAUUUUAUUAUAUUUCAUUUAUUUUUGUGUUGAUUUCAUUGGUUGUUUAUUUGUGUUUCAAGACUCAGUGAGAAAGAGCGCCAGGAAGUUGAGGGGAUGCUCUGGUACAUCUUUCUUGACAGCGACUCACACUUCAAUUCCAGGAUCAGGCAUAUGAAAAAAUAUGCAACAGACGAUGGACAAACAGCCAUAUCACUGUCCUGCCGAGAAUUCAACAGCACGACUGGCCGGCCCAUCGUAUUGAAACUAGGGGAGGCACCGGUGCUGCCAAGGCAAAUCGAUGAGACGAGCCUUGUCACAAACACACACAACAGAGGUGACGGGCUGACAGCAGAUGAAGAAGACCUGGCGGUCAGUAUGGUAGAACGUCUCGUGGAAGGUCUUCCUGACUACAAGCUGAAUCUCAUCCCUCUAUCUGCAACUAGAGCAAAAACAGGCAGAGUGAGGAAAAGGCUAUCCAACGGCGCUGAGGUAAGAUAAUAUUUCUUAGAAUAGGCUCUAUUU